Aphis gossypii (cotton aphid) is the source of this 1479-nucleotide messenger RNA. RefSeq lists its product as uncharacterized. The record is from RefSeq and is a predicted model, not a curated record. The coding region runs from base 1 to 1479 and encodes 492 amino acids. The transcript is spliced from 3 exons. NCBI's taxonomy places the organism in Eukaryota, Metazoa, Arthropoda, Insecta, Hemiptera, Aphididae.
AUGGCUGUUUCUCGCAACGGUAGAAUCUAUUGUGGUGUGUUUGGUUGUAAAACAUUUUACUCAACAAAUGAAAACAUAAGUUUUCAUUUACUUCCCAAAGAAAAUGAUCCAAAGGUGCUUUGGAUUAAUAAAAUGGGAAAGGAGGAAUUAGUUAACAGGCGGUGUGUAUGGGCAAAGAACCUAAGGUUUGGAAAAGAAUCUUUGAAAAAGACACAACUUCGUGUGUGUUCACUCCACUUCACUGAAAACGACUUUAUGCCUUCAGGAGUAAAUACUAAACGAAAACGACUUAAGCCUACUGCUAUUCCGAGUUUAAAUUUGCCAAAGUCUACAGUUUCACUAGAAUCUCCUAAAAAAAGACGCUCUCCCAAGAAAAGAGAUUUACCCACAUCUACAAAUUUAAAUUAUUCAUGUGAAACUUCUACUUCUGUUGAAAUACAAGAAAAGCCACUUCAAUCAACAUGUUUAGAAAACACUUCUGAUGUUGAUGAAGAUGAUACUGCUGAAACGAUCAAACAAUUGUAUGAUCAAAUUGAUUAUAAAAACACAACGACUAAUGUGUCCACUCAAGUCACUAGUGGUGAUUUAAUGGUUCCAUUUAUUUCAAUAAUUAACUCACCUAAAAAUUUAUAUACUUUGACUGGAAUACCUUCAUUUGAGUUAUUAAAUAAGAUUGAAGAACUGUAUCGUUUGCAGUUUCCAGAUAAACGUUCUCAUAAUUUGAGUUAUAAAGAAAGAAUUGUCAUGGUAUUUAUGAAAUUUAAACAAGAUUUACCUUUUGUAGUAUUAUCAAUAUUGUUCAAAAAUGUUUCACCUGAAUCUUGUAGAUUAAUUUAUACCACUAUUAUACCGUCACUAGCUAUGAUUUUAAAUAGUGUCAUAUAUUGGCCAUCAAAACAGGAAAUUUUAUCAAAUAUACCUUAUUGUUUUGAAAAGUUUAGUAACACCAGAGUAAUUAUAGACUGUACAGAGAUUGCAACCCAAAAACCCAAAUGCUUAACAUGCCGUAUUAAAACCUAUAGCAACUAUAAAUCAACGUUUACCUUAAAAUUCUUAAUAGGUAUAUCACCUGGUGGACUUAUAACAUAUGUAAGCAAACCAUAUGGAGGUAGAGCUUCAGACAAAGCAAUAUUCGAGCAAAGUGGAUUGAUAGGAAUGAUGGAAAGAUUUGAUGGUAUUAUGGUAGAUAAGGGAUUUUUAAUUGACGACUUAUGUUUAGAAAAACAAAUAGAAUUAAUCCGACCUCCUUUUUUAAAAAACAAAACAACAUUUUCUAAAGCUGAGGCACUUUUAAAUAAAGACAUAGCUAGUGAACGUGUACAUAUUGAGAGAGUGAACCAGCGUAUUAAGUCAUUUAAGAUUUUCCAAAAUAAAUUUUCAUGGUCUCAUAAUUAUUUAACAUAUGACAUAAUGAUCAUAAUUUGUGGAAUGUGUAACUUAAGCUCUCCCAUUUUUGCAAAUGAUAAAUUUAGUGUAUAA